This is a messenger RNA of Biomphalaria glabrata, 1664 nucleotides long. Its product is annotated as putative E3 ubiquitin-protein ligase UBR7. NCBI's taxonomy places the organism in Eukaryota, Metazoa, Mollusca, Gastropoda, Planorbidae. The transcript is spliced from 12 exons. Bases 309 to 1565 code for a protein of 418 amino acids. Gene Ontology annotation, cellular component: cytoplasm. The record is from RefSeq and is a predicted model, not a curated record. Gene Ontology annotation, molecular function: ubiquitin protein ligase activity; zinc ion binding.
CCCGGCCACCGGCUUCACCCUUUCAUUUGUUCGCAGGCUAAAAUAUUGUUUAUUUUGCCAUGGACCCUUCACGUUUUUCUUAUUUAUAACAAUAUAAUGAUUUAAAUUGUAGAAUGUAGACGAUUAAAGAUAAACAAUUGACUUCAGACUCAUGCAUGUCAUCAGCAGCACUGUGAAUUCUAUGAUAAGCAUGAUCUAGCCUUGGUGUAGUUCUGUUGUAAAGACUAUAGAUUUUCUACUAAAUAAAUUGAAUGGAUACAGUCUCAACUAGAGUGUAGAUCCACACACAAAAAAAAAAUAAACAAAAAAUGGCUCAACAAAAUGGUAACUCCAACAUCCGUCGUUGUGGAAGCUUAGUCCGGCCAAGUCGUGCAUCCCUUGAGAAUGAAGAGGAUAGUGAUGAUUGUGUUUCAAUGGAUGAUUUUCUAAGUGAACAAGAAAGACUUCAAGCUGACGCUGAUGCUGUUCUAGGUGGGAGUGAUGAAAAUAACUGCACAUACCCUAAGGGUUAUCUUCAGCGUCAAGCUUUGUACUCGUGCUCAACCUGUACUCCUGAAGGCAACGCAGGUGUAUGCUUGGCCUGUAGCUAUGCUUGUCAUGAAGGACAUGAACUUUAUGAACUCUACACCAAAAGAAAUUUUUCCUGUGAUUGUGGCAAUGAAAAAUUUACAAACAAUCCAUGUCAGUUGUUUAAGGCGCCAAAAGGAUUGAAUGCAAGGAAUCGUUAUAAUCAAAAUUUUCGUGGCUUGUAUUGCUCAUGCUCAAGGCCCUACCCAGAUCCUGAAGAUAAAAUUGAAGAUGAAAUGAUACAAUGUAUUCUUUGUGAAGACUGGCAUCAUGGCAGGCAUCUUAAUGUGACAGUGCCAGAUGACUUUGAAGAAAUGAUAUGUCCUAGUUGUAUGUCUAAAUUUUCAUUUCUCUGGCUGUAUGCAAGUAAUAUCAAAGAUGAAGUUAUUGCUAAGGAGACAGAUAAUGUUGUAGUAGUUGAUGAGGAGCCAGCUACAACAAAAGAAGAAGUUGAUUUAUUUGUCCAGUCUCAGAAGAGAAGCAGGCCUGAAGAGACAGACAAAAAUUCUCUCCACGAGGCUGCUUCAAGUAAAAAAGCCAAACUAGAUGACAGCCUAGGGACCGAAGUCUGUUUGCUGAAGACUUUACAGAACACAACUACUGACUGUCCAGAUCAAGCAGUAUUCUGGAAGGCAGGCUGGAGAAGUAAACUGUGUCGCUGUACCUCAUGCAUGGAUAUGUACAAAGACAAAACUAUCGAGUUUAUCAUUGAUGAGACAGACACAGUACACUCCUAUGAGGAAAAAGGUCGCUCCAGUUCAGCUUCAAGGGCAAGCGAACCAGUAGAUGUGACGGAUGCUCUGAAAGGGAUGAACAGAGUACAGCAAAUAGAAGUUGUUCAAGGUUUUUUGGAUUUAAAGAGUGAAUUGAAUGAGUUUCUCCAAGGCUUUGCCAGGGAUCAAAAGAUUGUGACUGAAUCAGACAUUCGAGAGUUCUUCCAACGCAUGGAUAGCCGGCGCAAAGAACGUCUGCAUCUGCCCCAAGACAACUGUAGAUAAUAUGGGUCAAGUAUAUUCUUCCAUGGGUUCAGUGUUUAGUUUGUUUCAUCGGGAAUGUUCCAUCCAUUACUCAAAGAAUAAACAUUAUUUUAACAUCUA